Messenger RNA from Anguilla anguilla (European eel), 2077 nucleotides. RefSeq names its product cerebellin 1 precursor (gene cbln1). The record is from RefSeq and is a predicted model, not a curated record. Gene Ontology annotation, molecular function: protein binding. Gene Ontology annotation, cellular component: glutamatergic synapse; synaptic cleft. The transcript has 3 exons. Bases 520 to 1089 code for a protein of 189 amino acids. Lineage: Eukaryota; Metazoa; Chordata; Actinopteri; Anguilliformes; Anguillidae.
AUGCGCUAAUCUGUGAUUGGGACCCGUGGGGAGUGGUCUGCUGAAAACGAGGAGGGCGGGAGUAUCGCGCGUCCGUGCCUUUGUGUUUCUGUUCUAAUAUCUCACAUAUCAAUAAUUCAGCGCGCGAGCAGACGGACCCCGCGCUAUGUAUUCAACUGUGUUUCGACUAGACAAGGGCCUCGUUCAGCUCUCCACGGGUUAUUCGAUUAGAGAGUGAGACUAGAAGGCGGGGAGCGCGAGCCGAGAAAGCAAAAUCACUCGCAAGCACAGGGAACAAGGGAAAAGGAAUCUCCAAAAGUGAAAAAUAGCAAACGGAAGAAAAAACGUCCCUAUCAAAGAUAAGAUAAGUUACACGGAGAAUUAUUUCAUUUUAAAGAAGAAAAAACGGAGGGGGUGAUUUAGAAGAAACGGGAUUAUAUAAAAUACAGCAGUGUCCACAUUUUCCUUACCCUCCCGAAAGAAAUCUCCGAAUAUCUUUGCGCGGGAUAUUAGGACCAAGUGCAGAUAGAAGUUGCCGUCAUGUUGCUGUUUCUCCUGAGUGCGAUGUGCCUAGCGGGACUAGCGCGCGCUCAAAACGAAACGGAACCCAUCGUGCUCGAGGGGAAAUGCCUGGUGGUUUGCGAUUCCAACCCAACUUCGGAUCCGACCGGAACUGCGCUUGGGAUAUCUGUGCGAUCUGGGAGCGCCAAAGUGGCUUUCUCCGCCGUAAGAAACACCAACCACGAACCCUCGGAGAUGAGUAACCGAACAAUGGUCAUCUACUUUGAUCGGGUACUAGUGAACGUUGGGAAAAAUUUCGACGAAGAGAGAAGCAAUUUCAUCGCUCCGCGCAGAGGGAUUUACAGUUUUAAUUUCCACGUAGUGAAAGUGUACAAUCGUCAAACGAUCCAGGUGAGCCUGAUGCAUAAUGGCUGGCCGGUCAUCUCUGCCUUCGCCGGAGACCAGGAUGUGACACGUGAGGCAGCCAGCAACGGAGUUCUGAUCGCCAUGGAGAAGGGUGACCGGGCCUACCUCAAACUGGAGCGCGGAAACCUCAUGGGUGGAUGGAAAUACUCCACUUUCUCAGGGUUCCUGGUCUUUCCCCUGUAGAGGAAGAGGAGGAGGAGGAAGAGGGACUCAACCUGGUGGCCAGGGAGACUGUGGAGAAGAGAGAGAGUGAAAGAGAGAGAGAGGGAGAGCGAGAGAGAGAGAGAGAGAAUGGAGGAGGUGGAAUCUCUCUGACACUCAUUCACCCUGCUGCCUGAUUACAGCUCUGGACAGCCAAAACUUUUCUACCUUCAUUUAAAUAAUAAAGUUAAAAAAAGAGAGAAAGAGAGGCUAAGUCCUUCCCACAUAGCUGCGCCGCUGUCUGCCUCCGCUUCCAGGAAUGUUUCCGUAGUCUCAUUCUCGGCGUCGACAGACGACGCCGCUCGCGCGUCUCCGUCCGCCCGUGCGUUUCGCCCGCUUUCCGUUUUUUCCGACGCGGCGGAGCCCCCCCGCUCUCGCGCUCCCCCGCAUCGUUUGUGUCUCCGAUGUCAUCCACGCUUUCUUCGUUUUUUCUCUCCCUCCUCCUCCUCUCUUCAGAAUUCUGGAGAGUCCAUUUAAAAAAAUUUUUUUUUUAUUUUAACAUGUCGAAAAUCUGCCAGCUGUCCAAUGCUCCGCUGUUGUUUUCUUCAUUAAAUUCUCUGUCAUCGCAGUCGGUGGACACUGAAAAAAAUAAUUACAUGGAGGACUCUUGCUGUAUACUGGAUCUAUAAAAUCCUAAAGUUUCUUUAUGAUAUACACUAUGAUUAAUCGAAUCUGGUUGAAUAUCUGUAAUUCAGUAUUUCAAUGUUAAUACUUAGUGAUUGUGUGUGGACUAUAAGGCUGCCGUUACCUACCGAUGCUACUUGUUUUUGUUCUGGUCGAAAUGUGGCUAAAACUGAAAUGAUGCCAGAAAAAAAAUCUAUAGAGGAAUUUUAUUAUUAACUGUAAGAUAUAUGUGAAUAUUUAGAAGAACAAAAUCCUCCCUUUUAUUUAUCAGUCAGUUUAUUUAGUUAUUUUGAUUUGCUUUAAUCCAAUAAAAACUGAAAUGGUACUUUUAUUUUUCUUAACCAGA